CCGCGAAGAGUCUGUCUGGACAGCUCGACCGCUCUCCACAUCCUACCUCUACAUUACGUGUGUCUCUACUAAUGUUGAAAGCCACGCUCAGGAAGACUCGUCGAUUUGUCAACGAUGUGGUCCACCCACGUCCCGUACGUGCCUUUCUUCCGGUGGCCUCGACUAGAACAACCGUCUCUGACGUGAUCUGAUGCUUUAGACACCUGUAUUUCCCAGAUCUCUUCAUCGAGACUGUCGCAUCAAUACAGGCGCACGAUAUGCUCUAGCCAGCCGUAGAAGGCCCGCCGUUAACGGGCAGAGGAGGAUCAGGUCACCCAUCUCCUUCAGUAUGGCCAGAGGCCGGAGUAAGGAGGUCUCCAUGUCGACGCCGGUUGUCACAUCAGAUAUUUCUGCACCUAUCUCCGAUAUCCGGAGUCCAACCGUGCAUGAACCAUCUUCCUCGCAGAAAUCUCUUCGAUCAUACCGCACGAUGAAGCACCGGUCCAUUAGCGACACCGUUGUUGUCAUGGAGCAGCGUCGACGAGAGCAUAGUGCGCUUGGCAGUGAGUCCCCAGCGGGCAGGCAGCUUCGUAGAAUGGGCAGGAUAGUAUCAUGUCCCGCUGGUGACCCGAGAAGUCCCGUCCCUCAGCUUUCGAAUCAGUUUCCAGGAGAGUGCCGGAGGCGCAGUGUUUCUGACUCCUAUUGGAACUUGCGAGCGAGAGAUCCAAAUUCUAGCAGCACAGAUUCAAGCAGGAGCAGCACAAGCACCAGCUCGUCGCUAUACGUUACAGCGCGUUCUGCAUUCACUGAGCCGACCGAAGUGGAGGAAUACCACACGAUACUGCAAGUGCUGGACAAUGACACCGGCGCGCUCUUCGACAAGGUGUUUCAGGGCACAGGCGGAGAGGUCACUCCAACUCGGCUUGGCGAAGAGAUAGUCCAGCAGCAACUUGAAGAUGCAUUCUGCCUCGUGGUCCCUUCGAUUCGCCUCGUUCGACGUUCUAACGAGCAAGCGAAUCCUAUUGGACCUGGAACGAUCCCGUCAUUCAUGCUGACUAUGCCGACACCACAGCUGCCAUCGUCGCCCAUUUUCAUGCCUCAGUCUCCCGUCACCAUUUCCAAGUUCGUGCAAGCGUCCUCCAUUCCCGGCACCUCCUCACGACCUCCAAUUCCUUCCAUCCCCAUCUGCGAAGCAUGCAUGAUCCCGCAGGAGAUGCACCAGCAAUGUUAUUCCUGCGAGCAGCAGUGGCUCGCGUGCAAAGUGUGGUAUCAAGCGAGUGACGGCGGUAGGCGGCAGAGGCUGACCGAGCCAUACAUCCGCCCCGCGGAGAGUAAUGCAGCGAACCGAGCACUAAUUGAAAUGCUGGGCGCCCCCAUCGGGACGAGUACGGCUGGCGUGGGACUAGGAAUCGGAGCAUCGCCGGAGGCGGUCGUGAGCAAGAGCAGGUUCAGAAGGCUCGCGCCGCUGCUGGCGCUGGCGACGGCGGAUUCAACCAGUACUCUUGGGCUCGGUAAGAAUGUUCUCCGUGCAGACGGACGUGCGAAGUCGGCUCUCAGGAAACUUGGGCUGCCUGUGUACUCGUCUCUCAAGAAUGUCUGGACAAAGACAACAAACGGACUGGCUAGUCGUGCUCGACAGGCUCCUGCACGAUUCUUCAAGGCCCUCUUGUUGCCGGUGCGCCCCAGGACGACGGCUUCUUGCUCGCAAGGAUUGGCUACUCAGCAAAGCUCUUUGUGGAACUUGAACGCACUUCUCGGUCUGGCGCUAGCAGCCCCGCUACCAUUGGCGAUCGCAUCUAACUCGCGGUUCGUUGAGCAUCUUGAAACACCUGGCACUUUCUAGGAUACGCUGAGCCUCUUGGGAUGCGCUUUCACGCGGUUCCCGUUCGUUCGGUGCCUUCCUUCCUCGGGGAGUCCCGUAGCCGUGG
Messenger RNA from Laetiporus sulphureus 93-53, 1907 nucleotides. RefSeq lists its product as uncharacterized. Bases 329 to 1822 code for a protein of 497 amino acids. Lineage: Eukaryota; Fungi; Basidiomycota; Agaricomycetes; Polyporales; Laetiporaceae. The record is from RefSeq and is a predicted model, not a curated record. The transcript has 7 exons.